UUAAAACUGUCAAAAAAAAAAUAUUGAAAAAAUGGGUUUCUGACCGAUUUUUGAAGAAAAACCUAUUUCUUUCGACAUUUCAUUAAAAUAAAUAUACAAGAAAAAAGACCAAGGAGCUCCGCAACUAUGGCGCUUACAAGGAGUUUGUAUGGAGUGAGUUCACUAGCGAUACACUUUCACCCCGCCGCAAGGUCGGCUGGCCAAUACGCGCGAGCGCGAGUCUCUUCGAUCAAUGCGAGGCCAGCCGUCGGAUUCGCCACAGCUUCCUCGACAACUACUAAAUUGAGGAAAAUGGCAGAUAAAUUAAACUCCCAAGAGCGUGAGACAGAGCUGCAGCCACUUCUGAAGUCUGGCUGGAAGGUCCAGAGCAACCGCGAUGCCAUCGAAAAGGAGUUCCAGUUUAAAGACUUUAACCAGGCAUUUGGCUUCAUGACCCGUGUUGCACUGCUCGCAGAUAAGAUGGACCACCACCCUGAAUGGUUCAAUGUUUACAACAAGAUUCAGGUAACACUAUCUUCUCACGAUGUGAACGGCCUCAGCAAACGAGACAUCAAAAUGGCCACAUUCAUGGAUAAGAUCUUCCAAUAAUUUUGGCACAAUAAACAGACAAUAUUAAUCUUUAUGUGAUAAUAGAUUUAUUUAUUACUAUAAUAAUAAUUGCUUGAAGAAAUUCAGAAAUAUAAGUUGAUUGUUUUUAUGAA
Molecule: messenger RNA, 701 nt
Organism: Pectinophora gossypiella (pink bollworm)
Lineage: Eukaryota; Metazoa; Arthropoda; Insecta; Lepidoptera; Gelechiidae
Gene: Pcd
Product: pterin-4-alpha-carbinolamine dehydratase
Exons: 3
Coding region: 127-588 (153 amino acids)
Biological process (GO): tetrahydrobiopterin biosynthetic process
Molecular function (GO): 4-alpha-hydroxytetrahydrobiopterin dehydratase activity
Source: RefSeq, a predicted model, not a curated record